Molecule: messenger RNA, 5016 nt
Organism: Strigops habroptila (Kakapo)
Lineage: Eukaryota; Metazoa; Chordata; Aves; Psittaciformes; Psittacidae
Gene: PWWP2B
Product: PWWP domain containing 2B
Exons: 3
Coding region: 114-1868 (584 amino acids)
Cellular component (GO): nucleoplasm; nucleus
Source: RefSeq, a predicted model, not a curated record
ACGCACGCACGGCGCCGGCGGCGGCGGCGGCGGGGCGCUCCGUGAGGUCAUCGCGCGGCGCGGCCCGGCCCCGGCGGACCCCGCUGCGGGGCGGGGGGAGCGGCGGCGGCAGCAUGGCGGAGGCGCCGCGCGCGGGCGCGAGCGUGUCGGUGCUGGUGGAGCAGGUGGUGAACGACACGCUGGUGGUGACGCUGAGCUGCGGGCAGCGCCGCUUCGCCGGCGUGCUCAUCGACUGCACCAAGAAGUCUGGCUUGUUCUGCCUCCCGUCCUCCUUCCCCAAGCCCGAGGACCCUCCUGCGGACGCCUGUGCCAACGGGGUCGCUGCUGGAGCUGCCGUGCCGGGGGUGACGGAGCCGCUGCCCGCUGCAGAGAAGCCGCCCCCAGGAGCUGGUGAUGAGCAAGUGCCGCCGCUGCUGCCCCCCCCCAGCCUCCCGCCGUACCCCCCGUACUUCGAGGGCGCCCCGUUCCCGCGGCCGCUGUGGCUGCGGCACACGUACCACCAGUGGGUCCCGCAGCCGCCGCCGCGCACCAUCAAGAGGACGAGGCGGCGGCUGUCGCGCAACAGGGACCCGGGCAGGCUCAUCAUGAGCACCAUCAGGCUGCGGCCGCGGCAGGUCCUGUGCGAGAAGUGCAAGAACACCCUGAACCCCGAGGAUGCCAGCGCCAGCAGGCAGAACGUGAAAACCAGGAGGAAGCUGAGCAUCCAGGACAAGGAGCAGAAGAAGCAUGGCGACGCCGACUACAUGGAGAAAAGGAACAAAAGAGAGAAGAGAGAGGAUGACAAGUUCUCUGGGGAGCUCGUGCAUCGAACGCCCGUCAUCAAAAUAUCCUACAGCACUCCACAGGGGAAGGGCGAGGUUGUCAAAAUCCCCUCCCGGGUGCACGGCUCGGUGAAACCCUUCUGUGCAGAGCGAAUGGUGCAGAACGGAGGGGAGGACCAAGAGGAGACCAGGGACUCCGAACGGUGUCGAGAAACCAAAUGUUUCCUGGACAAGUCAGCAGGCAGCCAGCUUGCUUCCAUUCCAAAGCUGAAGCUCACGAGGCCAGUGCAUUCCAGCGCCGAUGUCCCACCUCCAAAGAUCCGGCUCAAGCCCCAUCGCAUCAAUGAUGGUCAGAGUGUUUCAAUCUACAAGGCAGAACUUAUUGAUGAAAUCAGUGUCCUUCAGAACAGCAGGGAGUCCAACCCUGGAGCCUUCUACAAUGACGAAUCCACAGACAGAAGUUUAGCUGAGGUAUCUUCAGGGAGUUCAGGUGAAGAUGAGGACUUUAAAAGGUUUCCCCAAGGUAAAGAUGGACACGAGAACUUGGCUUUCCUUAUGAAUUAUCGUAAAAGAAAAGCAGACUCUUCUAGCUUAUCAGUGUGUAGUAAUGACAGUCUGGAUGAGUCCAAGUCUUCCAGUUCGGAGGUAACAUCGCCAGAGAUGUGUGACUUUCUGCCUGGUGAUGAUGCGUCCGUCUCCUCAUCUUCAAAAGAUGAGCGUAAAAUGGUGCCGCCGCUGACGGUCCGGCUGCACACCCAGAGCGUGUCCAGGUGCGUCACAGAGGACGGAAGAACUGUUUCAGUGGGGGAUAUAGUUUGGGGUAAGAUUCACGGGUUUCCGUGGUGGCCAGCGCGUGUUCUUGACAUAAACCUCAGCCAGAAGGAGAACGGGGAGCCUUCCUGGCGAGAAGCUAAAGUGUCGUGGUUUGGGUCUCCAACGACUUCGUUCUUGUCUGUCUCAAAACUCUCUCCUUUCUCGGAGUUUUUCAAACUGAGGUUUAACCGCAAGAAGAAAGGGAUGUAUCGGAAAGCUAUCACAGAGGCUGCCAAGGCAGUGGAGCAUCUGACUCCAGAAAUCAGAGAUCUCUUAACACAGUUUGAGACAUAACUUUGCCUCCAGCAUCAGGACACGCAGAGGUGGGAGCUGAGUCUUUGUAAUGCCUCCACGUUUGCUGCAGGCAUGGAGGGGGAUGGGACUCCCUCUCAUCAAACAGGCAAAACUUUGCCCAGGGUGAGAGUUUGGUACCUAAACACACAGAUGUGUGUGAGCGGGAAUAGAAACACCAGCUGGAGUCUCGGUCGGUGCUGCCUCUACUGCACUGCCCUCGGUGAAGUCCACGCGGGAAGUCCAGCAGAUUGAACCGGACCUGGAAUCAUUUCACAACCUUCCAGCCAUCACUAUCUGGACAAGACCUCGUCUGUGAUCCUGCUAAAUGAGGGGAGGGAUUAACUCCUUUCUGAAAACCAUAACUAAUCAUUAGGAGGAGUCUUGUUCUCAGAGGUCUUGCUUUAUACAGGGGGUUCAUUAUGUUGUCCCCUAAAUUUUUCUGCUCUUUUUCAUGCUCGAAGGGCUGCGUGUACCCAAGCCAGCACUACUCCUGUUGUAGGCUGUUCUUUUAGCCGUGGGACUGUGGUGGUCAGUGCUCAUGUAAUCCCAGAGGGGAAAAAGGACUUUUUUGUACCCUCUGCCAUGGGACUUCACCACUUGCUUGAGUGUGAUGGAGGACUUGCCUUGCUUGAGUUAUUGCUCCAACUCAGCAAGCCUGGUUAGAAGUGUGGUAUGUUCAUCCUGUGUGCUCAAGGUGUCUGGAAAGCUGGACACUCGAGCUAGUAAAAAUGUAGCUGCAGCAGCAGCGUUUAAGCUUCAUCCUUAAUCUUGCCCCUUCAUAUGCGGCUUAACUCUGGCUAAAGACUUCAUUAUAUCAAGAGCAUUUGGACUGCACCCAAAUUCCUAUUAGCUAGAUCUGGAGUAUAAAUAAACCUGAUGCCCAGAAUGUGCUGUCCUUGCCAGUGGGAGAAUCAUGGUCAAAAUCUAUCGCUCCUGUAUGAACAGUGCUCUAUUUAAAGGAGCAGCAAAGCCUCAUCCUUCUCCUGAGCUGUCUUGGCUGUGUGUGUACGUGCAGUUUGGGAAGCAGAAAGGGCGCUCUCGCUGUUACUGGUGGCUCUCUGCUGUCCUGAGCUCUGCUGAGCUGGUGUGCCACGUCUGGUGGCCUCUGCUGUCCUGAGCUCUGCUGGGCUGGAGUGCCACGUCUGGUGGCCUCUGCUGUCCUGAGCUCUGCUGAGCUGGUGUGCCACGUCUGGUGGCCUCUGCUGUCCUGAGCUCUGCUGGGCUGGAGUGCCACGUCUGGUGGCUCUCUGCUGUCCUGAGCUCUGCUGGGCUGGUGUGCCACGUCUGGUGGCCUCUGCGGAGGGCAGGGGGCAGGGGGGAGCAGCAGCUCGUGCUCCAGAGCAGUCAGAUUGGCCGUGCAAAUCAGUCCAUGUGGAGUAGGAGAGCGUGUGGCCAAGAGGAGCUCAGAGUCCAGACCUGAAGCUGAAACAGGAGGAUGUUUGCCCGGUGACACGUUAGCCUAAGGAGAACGCUGCCUGUUCUUACCAGUAGGACCAGUGCAGAUGUGGUGCUGAUGGUAAGACCUGGCCAUGAGAUGCAGGGUGGAAGGCUGUAGGGCAGGACCUUAAGAAGGAGAAGCAGCACUCGCUCCGGAGGAGACCUGGGUUAUUGCAGGCACAGUGGGUAUCUGAGCUAUGGGUACAGAGAAGGGGUGGAGCAGGGGGAAAGAAGAACACGUUGAGAACGACAAGAAGAAAAUGCUGGGAUGGCCUGGAUUAGACCAGCCCCUUCCUUCCCUCCGUGCUCUUCAGCCAAACCUCUGCUGUCUAUAUGGGUACAUGGGUACAUUUAACACGUGACACCGUUUCAGCGGCCUCCUUCAGCUGGCUUUCCACAGGUGAUGUUCUGCUUUAGGAGUGCCUGAGGGGAGCUACCACGAGGCUGCCUGGCUGGAGGUGACGUGGUACUUGGAGAAACAACUGCGGUCGCUCGAAACUAGAAGAGCAGAACAAAACAACUUCCUGUGUUGCAUGUGCCACAUGUACAUGGGUUCCUGAUGAGGCCAGCGUGUCCAGUGUUCUGGUACAUCACUUGCACAUCAACUCGUCGUUUCAGAGACCUGCCCUGUGCCUAAUUCUCUCCAUUCGGGAGGGUUGAAUUUCAUUGCUUUCCUUGGAUUUCCCUAAGUAGAACUGAAAUGUUCCCUUCAGUUGCUCAUCAUCUCUUCUUUCCUGAAGGUGCAGCUUCAGUUUUCACUAUGUUCGCAAUUCCCGGGUCCCAGGAGCACAGUGUCACUUGGGCUACGUGUCUAGAACCUUUGAGGCCUUGUACCUGUUGCUGUGGUUUCUCAGAGCAGGCAUCAGACUGGUAAUACUGCACAUGGCUGCGUAAACCAUUUUAUGGUUUUAAUAGUUUGUCCUUUACAGUUUUUUGCACAGAAAAUACUUUAUUAAAACCCUGUCACUGACCGACUGGUGAAACAAGGCCUCUGGAGGAGCAGCAGGCAGACCAGUGGGCUGGAACUCAGGUUGACUCCUGGUUAGAGCAGUGCCAGGACCAGAAUGCCCCUGAGCAUCCUCUGCUGCCGCUCGUAGCCUGUGCUUGUGGGUGACGCUGCGAGCCGCAUGCUGCCGGUGCUGCGCGCUGCUGAGGGUGCUGCUCCAGGCAGGGAGGGGGCACUCGGCAGGCUGAGCAAGCCCUGCAGCACCGCAGGGCUGGGUCUCUGGUUGUGCUCUGUGAUUCCCCGAGCGGCUGCCCAGCAGAGCUCCCUGCCCGCAGCCCUCUCGUGCAGCAACGCUUUGUGUCAAAUCUGCCUGUGGGUUCUCGUGCACCUCUCGGCACGAAGCAAGCCUGCGAUCUGUACCUGCAUUUGCUUUGCAGCCUGGAAGAUCCUUUAUUCUUCCUCCCUUUCUUUAUCCCUUGUACCCCCAAGCUGUGGAACCAUUGGAAGGUUUUGAUUUUGCUGCUCAUAGCUUGAUAGAGCCUCAGUAUCAGUUCCAUUAGCCUUUGAUCACACAAAGCACACUGCUACUAUGUACAGUAAAACCAAAGCUUAUUGCAUACCUGCUAUAUAUAGUAAGCUCUAACGUAAAAUUUGGAACGCUGGGUUAUGACUUCACCUCCAAAGUUGUUCAGGGCUCUGUAUGUGCAUGUAGCCGGUGCUGCUUGCCAGCAGCUUAUGAAGCAACAUAAAUCACUCUGCUUUUUC